AUGUCAGCAGAAACAGGACUACAACCGGAGAUGGCAAACGUCGACCGACCCAAUGAAGACCUGCCUGUCGCCGCUGAACAAAGUGAUGAUCUUUUUGGCGAGGAACCCAAUGGCGAGUCCGUGGACGAUGUUGUCAAGGCACCUCUCGACAAUACUGUCGAUGGUGCCGACGCGUUGAAGCCGGCGCCGGCUGCCACUGACCUUUCAGCGAAUGGCCCUCCGACUCCCGCCGACUCGCAGACUGUUGACGGUCCACCUACAUCCGACGCUGCUCCAGUGACAGAACAAUCUUCCGGCAUCGAAGGCGUUGCUAAGUUCAUUCCAUCUGACGCGAACCUUGACCAGCCUGUCGUCUCACCGUCAGAGCCUCUCGGCGAUGGUGAAGCGCACAUCACUGAGGACACCGAGGUCACUGACGCACCUUCACUUGCGACUGCGGCUGAGACUCACUCCACCACCACUGUGCCGGAACCUCAAGUGACUGAAGAUUCAAGCGCUGCCACCACUAAUGGUGUUGUUGCCGCCAACCCCGACUCAAAUCAACUCUCAACCACAGAACUUUCAAGCGGUGUUGUCGACCAGUCAAAACCUGACGAUCUUAAACCCGCAUCAGAUCUUCNNCCCCUCGCCAACGGUUCCAUCUCCGACUCGACUGCGGCAGCUGAAACAGCACCUACUAUGGACGGCCUCGCCGAUCAGGCGCCUGCCGCGCUUCCAGUAGACACUUCAGUCGACCAAGAAAUGUCAGAUGCGCCUUCAGCAGGGACUGUGCGCGCACGCGAAGAAGACGAUGCGACUGGCGAGCCUUCCGCAAAGCGCACGAAGACUGCAGAUGAUGUUAAUGAUGAGGCGCAAGCUGAAUUCGAAGACAACGGAGCUGUGAGCGCUGCUCAGGCUGCACCUGUCACAACAAACGGUGGAACCAAUGGUAUUGCCGUCCCUGUUGUUCGCCCUCAGAACACUCCCCGCAUAAGCUCUGGCCCCAUUACCAAGAACCAAAAGGCUUUCUUGAUCGAAAAGAUGAAGAACACCAAGAAAGUCAAGUCUGCCUACUGGUUCACCAAGCCUGUCGAUUAUGUGACUCUGAAUAUUCCCCACUACCCGACUGUUAUCAAGCAGCCUAUGGAUCUUACCACGAUUGAGCAAAAACUCAAGAACGACCAAUAUUCAUCGGUCGAUGAUCUUGUGUCUGACUUUGAGCUUAUGGUCACCAACUGCUUUACCUUCAACGGCAUUAACCAUGCUGCUUCUGUUUCGGCGCAAAACCUCCGAGCUUAUUUCGUGAAGCAGAUGCAAAUGUGCCCUACUGGAGAAGCUGCGUUGCCCAAACAAAAGUCGCAUGUCGCCAAGAAGGCAUCACCAAAGCCUGCAGCUCUACCUCGUCCUGAGUCAACCAAGCCUUCUGCACCGGUCAAGUCGCCUGCUGGUGAGACAUUUGCUCUCUUGCCUGAUGGAACUCCAAUGAUCCGCCGAGAUUCAACUGCUGGCAGGCCCAAGCGGGCAGUCGUCCCUCCGGCCCCACGCGAUCUGCCUUAUUCAACAUCUAAGCCCAAGAGAAAGGAAGCUCAGACUGGCUUGAAGUUCUGCGAGCACAUUCUGGAAGAGUUCCGCAAGUCAAAGUACGACCGCUUCGCCACUCCGUUCCGCAUCCCUGUCGAUCCUGUUGCCCUCAAUAUUCCCCAGUACUUCAGCAUCAUCAAGCAUCCCAUGGACAUCUCUACGAUCACUCAGAGGCUGAAGGGAGGACAGUAUGCGACUGCCGAAGAGUUCAGAAGUGAUUUCGAAUUGAUGUUCACCAACUGCUUCAGAUUCAACCCUGCUGAAAACGUUGUGCACCAAAUGGGCAGAGACUUCCAGGCCGAGUUCCACAGAGAGUGGGCCAAGAAGGAUAGCUGGAUCAAGAGACACACGUCUCAAUCUCAACGCGCUAGUCCCGUGUCAGAUGUCUCUGAUGGCGAUGAGUCCGAUGAUGCUCACGAGGAAGACGACGAACAUGACAACAACGAGGCUACGAUCUCUCUGCUCAGAGAGCAACUGGCCGCCAUGCAGAACAUGGUUGCAUCUAUUUCUGGCGGCAAACGCGCAUCUCCCAAGGCCUCUGGUAACAAGAAGAAGAGCAAGAGUGGCAGCAACGUUGUCAGCAAACCCAGCAAGAAGUCCGGUGGCAGCUCCAGCCUUUCUCGACCUACCAUUAAGACCAGUUCUAAGCCUAAGAAGCAACGCCUGGUUACAUAUGAUGAGAAGCAGGAAAUCAGCAGCGCUACAGAACACAUGAGUGCCGAACAGGUUGAGAAGCUGACCAACAUCAUCACUGAAAAUGUUGCUAAGUACAAGGAUAUGGCCGGCGACGAUGUUGAGCUCGAGAUUGACGAUCUGCCCAAUGAGGUGCAGCACAAGCUGCUACGUUACGUCCGCAGCAUUUUCCCCAAGGCUGAGCCAGUCGAGAUGGAUGCCAACGCCAUUGAUGACGACUAUGAGCCCGAGAAGCCGUCAGCACGUUCUGGCGGAGCUGCGAAGAAGAAGCACAAGCCCAUGAAGAAGCACGAGCAAGAGGACCGCAUCAGACAGCUCAAGGAGCAGAUGGCUGCUAUGUCUGGUGAUGUCAACUCUGUUGGUGGCGGUGCAGCACCUUCAGCUCCUCACCACGCCGACAGCAGUGAUGACGACGACAGCGAGAGCAGUGAAGAAGAGUAG
Aureobasidium vineae is the source of this 2694-nucleotide messenger RNA. The record is from the annotation of a GenBank genome assembly. Lineage: Eukaryota; Fungi; Ascomycota; Dothideomycetes; Dothideales; Saccotheciaceae.